CCAAAACUUCUUACAAAUCUCGAGAGCCUUCAAAACCUCUUCAAUCUCACUACUCUAUUGCAUAUAUUUCAGUCAAUUUUUAUUUUAUUUUUAUAGAAAAAAAUAUUAAUAAAAAAAAGGAAUCUCAAUUUUUUUUCAUCAAUGGCACUUCGCAACCUCUUAACGAAGCGUCUUUUGAAUAGUGUCAAAACGACGGUGCCGUUUACAGAAGCAACAGUGUCGUCUCCGUCACUCCAACAAACCCUAGUUCCUCAAAACGCUUCCAAAACUAAUUUCCACCGCGAGUAUCUCUCAUCGCCGGACUCCACAAACAGAACCGUUUUCCGUCGCUUUCCUCCCCGGCGAGCCGUGUACCACUCCGGCACAGCUAGACUCCCGGAGUUUCUCUCCCUUCCUAUCGGAGAAAAACUCAGGGAGAAACUCAAAGGCAUUAACAACAUUUCCGGUGCCGGAGAUCGUUUCCGUCUUAGCGAUCUCAACGUUACUCCGGCACCGGCGCCGGCAGAGUUAACCGGAAAUGGAAUUUCGGUGGAAAAUGCGAGGAAGAUUAUGAGAAUAACGCAAAUGGAGAAAGUGAAAGCGAAACUGAGAAACAUUCCGGAUAAUUCUGUUUCUUACAGUGAAUUCUUGCGGAUCUGCGUUGAGUCGUGUGAGAAUCAUGAUCAAGGCGUUGAGUUUUCGAAGAUAUUGGAUGAGUCUGGAAACGUCAUCGUUUUGGGGAACGUUGUUUUUCUCCGGCCGGAACAGGUGGCAAAAUCAAUUGAGAGCAUAAUGUACCAAUCAAUAGCCAGCCCAAAUGACCCAAGAAGGAUGGAGCUAGAGAAUAUGGAGAAACAGAAAGCAAUGAUUGAUGGUAAGGCAAAAGCCCGAGUCCAAACUGAGCUAUAUUGUGGAUUGGGCUUUCUGAUGAUUCAAACAAUUGGGUUCAUGAGGCUCACAUUUUGGGAGCUAAGUUGGGAUGUUAUGGAGCCCAUAUGUUUCUUUGUUACUUCUUUACACUUUGCUUUUGCAUACCUAUUUUUCAUAAGGACUUCUACUGAGCCAACAUUUCAAGGCUAUUUCCAACGUCGUUUCAUGGCCAAACAAAUGCGUCUUAUGAAGACAUAUAAAUUUGAUGCUCAAAGGUAUAAUGAGCUAUGCAAGGCAUGUUAUCCAAGUGCGAAAGCUGAACCUACUUCACAUUUUCACCAUGCUGAAGAGACACUUAUAAGAGCAUUGCAUCGUUGAAGAAUUGUGGGUACAAAUAUUUAAAUAGUGGUAUUUUUAGAUCAUUAAUGUGGAGCCAAAUGAAACACUUUUUUUGAAUAUAUAUUAGUUUAUGUAGUGAUGUAGAUAACUGAAACUUAGGUUUUUAAGCGGGUUUUGACCAACUCUAAUAUUACUCUUUUCGGCCUGCUUCUCUUGUUCUUCUAAACAAAAACUAUUUAUCUUGUCUUACUAGGCCUUGUAACCAAAAAACUGAUGGGGGUCUACUUUUCCACUCCAA
This is a messenger RNA of Cicer arietinum (chickpea), 1486 nucleotides long. Its product is annotated as calcium uniporter protein 4, mitochondrial. Lineage: Eukaryota; Viridiplantae; Streptophyta; Magnoliopsida; Fabales; Fabaceae. The record is from RefSeq and is a predicted model, not a curated record. Gene Ontology annotation, biological process: calcium import into the mitochondrion; mitochondrial calcium ion homeostasis. Gene Ontology annotation, cellular component: uniplex complex. Gene Ontology annotation, molecular function: uniporter activity; calcium channel activity.